CUCUGGGCAGCGACGAUCAGCGACAAAUCAGGACCUUUGAUAUUUAGGAAAACUGUGUUUAACUCUACAGAAAUCAGGUUUUCUGUUAAGUCAUUCAGUUGUUCUGGGCCUGUGAAGUUUACCAUCGAGUGGUAUUUGAAGUAUCAUACGUGUCAGAAUGAAUAUUCUAAGCUGGAGGAGGAGCUAUCACAAAAACAUGAACCUAGCGUUGAUGAAGACUUUUGUGGUCAUUAUUUCAAGAACGUUGAAUGUUGGACAACAAAAUAUGAAAACGUAAAUUGCAACAGUGACUUACAGGUGUUUCCCUCAUUGAAUAAUAAGGAACUAAUUACAAAUAUCAGAAAUGUUUCCAACCAGGAAGGAUCAACAGAUGUGAUAGCCAGAACACAGAGAGAUGGGUUUCAUAUAUUUAUUGUUUCUGUGAAAACGGACAAAACAGAUGCAAGAUGGAAUUUGAAUGUUUCUCUUUCUAUGAUCGGGCCUCAUGGAUAUAUUUCUGCGUCAGAUUGGCCACUAAUGAUUUUUUACAUGGUGAUGUGUAUCGUUUAUAUUUUAUAUGGCGUACUGUGGCUGAUGUGGUCUGCCUGUUAUUGGAAAGAUAUAUUAAGAAUUCAGUUCUGGAUUGCAGCUGUUAUUUUCCUGGGAAUGCUUGAAAAAGCAGUUUUUUAUACUGAAUAUCAAAACAUCAGCAGCACUGGGCUAUCAACCCAAGGUUUAUUGAUAUUUGCGGAGUUGAUAUCUGCGGUUAAGAGGACAUUGGCUCGCCUCCUUGUGAUCAUUGUGAGCUUGGGCUACGGCAUUGUGAAGCCUCGUUUAGGAACAGUCAUGCACCGGGUGGUUGGACUGGGGAUUCUUUACUUUAUCUUCGCAGCUGUUGAAGGCGUGAUGAGAGUUAUUGGGGGUUCUAACCAUUUAGCUGUCAUUUUUGGUGACAUUAUUUUGGCAGUUAUUGACUCCAUUUUUGUAUGGUUCAUAUUUAUAAGUUUGGCCCAAACUAUGAAGACUCUAAGGCUAAGAAAGAACACGGUGAAAUUUUCUUUAUACAGGCACUUUACAAAUACUCUGAUCUUUGCCGUACUGGCUUCUGUAGUAUUUAUGGUGUGGACGACUAAGACAUUUAGAAUUGCAAAAUGUCAAUCCGAUUGGAUGGAACGUUGGGUUGAUGAUGCAUUCUGGAGCUUCCUUUUUUCGCUUAUCCUUAUUGUGAUAAUGUUUUUGUGGAGACCAUCAGCAAACAACCAGAGAUAUGCCUUCAUGCCAUUAAUUGAUGAUUCUGAUGAUGAAAUUGAAGAAUUCAUGGUAACAUCUGAGAAUUUAACUGAAGGAAUAAAAUUAAGAGUCUCAAAAACGGUUUCCAAUGGAACAGCUAAACCUGCUACUUCUGAUAAUUUUGAUGAAGAUUUGAAGUGGGUGGAAGAAAAUAUUCCCUCUUCAUUCACAGAUGUAGCUCUUCCAGUGUUAGUGGAUUCAGAUGAGGAAAUCAUGACCAGAUCUGAAAUGGCAGAAAAAAUGUUCUCUUCAGAAAAGAUAAUGUGA
Molecule: messenger RNA, 1536 nt
Organism: Puma concolor (puma)
Lineage: Eukaryota; Metazoa; Chordata; Mammalia; Carnivora; Felidae
Source: RefSeq, a predicted model, not a curated record